AUUUUGCCGAGAGAUAUGGGCUCGCUUCGACCUGCAACCCGAUGGGUUUUCCAGUUCUCUUUCUGCGAAUCUCUCUCUGUCACGCUCUCUCCAAAUGCUCCUUCCAUGGACUCCACCACAAGAUUGACUCCAUUGCCACCAGACCAACUAAACCCCAUUACAAACCCUAACCCUAGCUCCAACAAUCUCCCUUCAAAUCCUCACUCUCAAAUGUUCAAUCCUACACAAUUCACGUUCUCCAAUUCUUCCUCUCAACUCUCCCACCAUUCUUCCACCACCACAAACCACACUGCUAAUCCUUUCUUGUCAUUUCCUCAACCAGUGCUUCCCUAUACCUUACCUUCAGACCCACCCAUUCACCCACCUGGAACCGACCCAUAUGCCAAUUCGGGUACCUACCCAUUGACCCAUGUUGGGUUCCAUGGCCAAACGCAAUAUCGUGAAGACCCAAACGCAAGUUUCCAGAAUUGGGUCGUCAAUCAAGCCGAAUCCAUCAGAUACGAUAAUGUUGUGAAAUCUGACAAUGAGAAUUCAUUAGUGCCCACAAGCUCAAAUUCCUAUGGGAACAACACUUGGACACAUCAACCACUAGCAAAUGAUGUGACAAACAAUACUUUAAGCCAAAGCAGUGUAAAUGGACAAGUAAUUGCUGGCAGUUUGGGUGUGGUUGUGCCUACUAGUGCAGAGUUGGCGAAAAAGACAAGAAAGCUUGUGAGUGGUGGUACGGCAGUUGAUUCAGUAAGGUUAUGCACUAUAUGCGAUGUUGUUUGCAACAGCCAAGAUGUGUACAAUAAACAUAUUUCUGGCAGAAAGCACGCUGCUCAGGUUAGCCUAGCAGCACUGGGUGAUAUUGGACCAUAUUUUGCUGCAGUUCGAUCUCAAUUCAGUAGCACUGGGAGUAAAGUUCCAAAGAAGGUCAAGGUUAUUCAAUCUGCAUGGUGUGAUGUUUGCAAAAUCAAUUGCAACAGCAAUGAUGUGUAUGUCAAGCACUUAACUGGAAAGAAACACCUAAAGAAUCUGGAGCAACUGAAAAAGUUAAGCAAUGCUUCUAAUGCUGCUGCAUCAAUAGGUUCGUCAGCUGGAUCUAUACCGGUGAUUGGUCCACCAGAAAACCCACAAACCAAUAAGGGUAAAAGUGUUGAUACUCCAAAACCACAUGAAAAUGCUACUCAGUCACAGGCUGUGAAAGAGGAUUUGGAGAUGAAGAGACGUAAGAUUGUAGAGAGUGGAACGGCGGCCCACUCUGUUAGAAUGUGCACCAUUUGCAAUGUGGCAUGCAACAGUCAGACAGUUUUAGAUUCUCAUCUUGGCGGCCAGAAGCAUAAAGAUAUGAUGAAUAAAUUAGCAAAAGCUGGAAUGGCAACUGCAGGUUGAUAAUCGUUUCUCACUUCCUAAUGCCUGAAUGCCGCAAACAAAGAUGAGAUUUUGUAAGUUCUCUUUUGUUUGGGCUAUUCCCAAUUGCACCCUUUGGCAUAAAUAUAUAUCCAGAACUUGGAUAUGAAUAGGCGCAUUGGCAUAGAUACAUAUCCAGAAGUUGGGUAUGAAUAGGCGCAUAUAGCAUGAUUUUUAUGCAAGUAUCCUUUUGGUGUAAAAUAAAUUAUAAACUAGGGGUGUUUACAAUGUGUAGAGAAAAUUACAUGCUUAAUUUAUUCUAUCAAAUAGGCAUAGUUAAUUUUUUAUUUUA
Messenger RNA from Ziziphus jujuba (common jujube), 1684 nucleotides. RefSeq lists its product as uncharacterized. The transcript is spliced from 4 exons. NCBI's taxonomy places the organism in Eukaryota, Viridiplantae, Streptophyta, Magnoliopsida, Rosales, Rhamnaceae. The record is from RefSeq and is a predicted model, not a curated record. Gene Ontology annotation, molecular function: zinc ion binding; nucleic acid binding. Bases 16 to 1374 code for a protein of 452 amino acids.